Crotalus tigris (Tiger rattlesnake) is the source of this 3072-nucleotide messenger RNA. RefSeq names its product EBF transcription factor 2 (gene EBF2). The transcript has 17 exons. Gene Ontology annotation, biological process: regulation of transcription by RNA polymerase II. Gene Ontology annotation, molecular function: RNA polymerase II cis-regulatory region sequence-specific DNA binding; DNA-binding transcription factor activity, RNA polymerase II-specific. NCBI's taxonomy places the organism in Eukaryota, Metazoa, Chordata, Lepidosauria, Squamata, Viperidae. The record is from RefSeq and is a predicted model, not a curated record. Bases 779 to 2503 code for a protein of 574 amino acids.
UCGCUCCCCCGGCCGUCACCCAUUCAUGGCGAAGUCGGUCCGGAAAAGCGGCCGCGCUUUUGGCCCCCGCCAGUUUCAAGGGUGCAAAUCAGAAUUUCCCGGGCAGCGCUUCGCCUCCGCCUUUGGCAACUGAGCCUGCUGCUCUCUCGCUCUCGCUCUCUGCUCCCACCCCUCCCUCCCGUGGCGUUUUUUUCUCUCUGCACCUCCCACUUUUUUUUUUGCGCUCCUUCCCGGCUCGCUCGGGCUCUCUCGCCCCUGGUGGACGAGGCAGCCGCCCAGCCAGCCGAGCCCCGCGUCUCCGGCGAGCAGGUGACCUGCGCUGUAAGGGAGGAGAAAGGACCGUGGCUUGGCAUGUUUUCUCCGCGCUCUCCCUCCGGCGGCCGCGGCCGCUGAGAAGAUGACUCGCCGCCUCGGAAGUGGCUGAGCGCCGCGACUUCUUCGGCUUGCAAAAAAAAUCGAAAGAGUGGAGAGGGGGGCGCACAGAGACCCUCCGCCUUAGUAUCUCCUUUAAGGCUUGCUUUGUGUCGUUUUGAAAGGACCGGGGAGGGGGGCGAAGAGAGGAAGGAGGGGAGGGGGGGGGAAAUCAAACCCCUUCAAGACCCUCCACGCAACUCGUCUUGAAAAGGCGGAGGCUGAUCUCGCCCGGAGAGGAAUUGGUGCCGCUGCUUUGGAAGUUUGCUCCACGGCAAGAGAAAGAAAGAAAUAAAGAAAGAAAGAAAGAAAGAAAAAAAGCCUAGUUUGGGUUUUGGAAUAAACCUAUAUUUAAUAUAUAUCUUAAAUGUUCGGGAUCCAAGAUACGUUAGGAAGAGGGCCGAUCCUGAAAGACAAGGUGCUGGGGUCGGAGAUGGAUCCGGUCCGCUCCUGGGUCAGGAACGUCGGCGUGGUGGAUGCCAACGUCGCCGCUCAAAGCGGCGUGGCUUUGUCUCGAGCCCACUUCGAGAAGCAGCCGCCCUCCAACUUGAGAAAAUCCAACUUCUUCCACGUCGUCUUGGCUCUCUACGACCGCCAGGGCCAGCCCGUGGAAAUCGAGCGGACGGCCUUCGUGGACUUCGUGGAAAACGACAAAGAACAGGGCAACGAGAAAACAAAUAAUGGAACACACUAUAAAUUGCAGCUUCUAUACAGCAAUGGUGUCAGGACUGAACAAGAUCUAUUUGUCAGACUCAUUGAUUCAGUCACAAAACAGCCUAUCGCUUAUGAAGGACAAAACAAGAACCCAGAAAUGUGCAGAGUUCUGCUCACCCAUGAAGUUAUGUGCAGUCGUUGCUGUGAAAAGAAGAGCUGUGGAAACCGUAACGAGACUCCCUCGGAUCCCGUGAUCAUUGAUAGAUUCUUCUUAAAAUUCUUCCUCAAGUGCAACCAAAACUGUUUGAAGACUGCCGGAAACCCUAGAGAUAUGCGACGGUUCCAGGUUGUGUUAUCAACAACAGUGAAUGUUGACGGGCAUGUCCUGGCAGUAUCAGACAAUAUGUUUGUUCACAACAACUCAAAACAUGGGCGAAGAGCAAGGAGACUUGAUCCUUCAGAAGCUACCCCAUGCAUCAAAGCUAUUAGUCCAAGUGAAGGCUGGACCACUGGUGGAGCCAUGGUGAUCAUUAUAGGGGACAACUUUUUUGAUGGGCUUCAAGUCGUAUUUGGGACCAUGCUUGUGUGGAGUGAGCUGAUCACCCCACAUGCCAUCCGGGUCCAAACACCUCCUCGUCACAUCCCUGGCGUGGUUGAAGUAACAUUAUCGUACAAAUCCAAACAAUUUUGCAAAGGAGCUCCUGGUAGAUUUAUUUAUACAGCUUUAAAUGAGCCAACCAUAGACUAUGGUUUCCAAAGACUCCAGAAAGUCAUCCCAAGACAUCCUGGUGAUCCAGAGCGACUAGCCAAGGAGAUGCUUUUGAAGCGAGCAGCUGACCUAGUCGAAGCACUGUAUGGGACACCACAUAAUAAUCAGGACAUUAUUCUGAAGCGAGCUGCUGAUAUUGCAGAAGCUCUCUACAGUGUCCCAAGAAAUCCAGGUCAGAUCCCUGCUUUGUCUAGCUCUCCUGCUCACAGUGCCAUGAUGGGCAUCAACUCCUAUGGCAGCCAGUUGGGAGUCAGCAUCUCUGAGUCCACACAAGGGAAUAAUCAAGGCUACAUCCGCAACACAAGCAGCAUAUCCCCACGAGGUUACUCCUCCAGCACGACCCCUCAGCAGUCUAAUUAUAGCACCCCCAGUAACAGCAUGAAUGGCUACAGCAAUGUCCCUAUGUCCAAUCUGGCUGUUCCCACUUCACCUGGAUUUAUUAACGGUUCUCCCACAGGAUCGCCCUAUGGCUUGAUGUCUUCAAGCCCCACAGUUGGUUCUUCAAGCAGUUCCUCCAUCCUUCCAUUCUCCUCCUCGGUCUUUCCUGCUGUCAAACAAAAGAGUGCCUUUGCUCCUGUCAUCCGGCCCCAGGGGUCUCCCUCCCCAGCGUGCUCCACUGGCAAUGGAAAUGGAUUUAGAGAUUACAACUCUGGAAUUUCCUGGUGGUAAUGCAGCCAAGGAGUAACAAAUCCAGCCAUACUUAACUAAGCCAUGACUGGUCUUGUUGUACCUCCAAUGUGAAAGAAGAGAAGGCAUUGCUGGGGUUUCUUCCUGCUCCACCCCCCUUUUUUUUCUACAGCACAAAACUACUUAUUUGUUACGGAACUUAAAAAAAUAAUAAUAAUGAAGCACUAGAAGCUGAGUUGAUGGGGGAAGCUGUGUGCCAGAAGGAAUGGAAAUUUUAUAGCGUUGCUAAGAGACUGUUCCAAGUUGGAGACAUCAAUACUCAAGAACAUUUAAAAAAAAAAAAAGGAAUUGGCCAAGAUCCAGAAGUAUGCAGGUUAUGGGAUUGAAUCUGGAGCACAAGCUUUUUUGUGUUUUUGUUUUGUUUUGUUUCCCUGUGGACUCAAAGCCUUCCUAAUGUUUAUAGAAUAUUAAAAGAAGGAACAGGUUGGCCAACCAUUCAAGCUUGAUAUUUUGGAUACUCUUUGUUUUACUUUGUAGGAAAAAAAAAGUCGAAGUUUCUAUUUUCUAUGGAGCUUUUCAGAUACCAAUUUAGUUUAUGCAGAAAAAAAAAA